Danaus plexippus (monarch butterfly) is the source of this 2002-nucleotide messenger RNA. RefSeq names its product esterase FE4-like. The transcript has 3 exons. The record is from RefSeq and is a predicted model, not a curated record. Bases 255 to 1883 code for a protein of 542 amino acids. NCBI's taxonomy places the organism in Eukaryota, Metazoa, Arthropoda, Insecta, Lepidoptera, Nymphalidae.
CCAGUCGAAACAUUGUAACGCAAAGAACAAGAACGCAUUGUGAGUUCCUGGUUAAUGGUGAAGUGUUUCAGCUAUGUAUAUAUAUUAUAGAUAAAUAAAUUAUAAGUCAUCUUUAUCGCCUUGAUAGUGUGUUUGAUAACGGCCUGUCACAAUGACACAUUUGGAACAUGUGAACUUUGCAUUAUAAAGAAGUAAUUGAGUUAUUAACACUGAAUACGAGAUAUGAUUUUGCAACCGCGUUGUUGUUCUGAGUGAUGAAGUUCUAUUGGGUUGUGUUGUGGUCCCUGUGGGCCGCUCGUUUAGUUCAGCAACCGACACCACUGGUUCAUGUGACCGGUGGAUGGUUGCGUGGUGUUCUUGCGCCUGAUGGCUCCCACAAGCGAUACCUGGCGAUUCCUUACGCCAGGCAUCCUAUCAAACGAUUUCAGGGACCUGAUGUGAACCUGAAUUGGGACGGUGUUUUUGAAGCGAUAGAAGAAAAUGUACGUUGUUUUCAGAGAAUUGGCGAAAGUCUCGUUGUAGGACAAAAGAAUUGUCUCACUUUAAACAUUUAUACUCCAUUAGAUGCAUCACACAAUUCUAGAUAUCCUGUUAUGGUAUUUUUCCAUGGUGGGGGAUUUUACGAUGGGUCAGCAACACCUUAUAUGUAUGGUCCAGAUUAUAUCGUUAGCAAAGGCGUAAUAUUAGUGACGGUAAAUUAUAGAUUAAAUAUUCAAGGUUUUGGCUGUCUCAGAAUCAAAGAAGCGCCAGGUAACGCUGGGCUGAAGGAUCAAGUAGCUGCCCUGAAAUGGAUUCAGAACAACAUUAAGGCCUUUGGUGGUGAUAGUGAUAAUGUCACAAUAUUUGGAGAAAGCGCUGGCGCAGCAUCUGUAUCUCUUCAUAUUGUAUCGCCAAUGUCCAAAGGAUUGUUUCACAGGGCCAUCAUGCAGAGCGGAUCUUCUUUAAGUUCUUGGGUUCUGCAAUUUAAACCAGUCUACAUGGCCAGUUUAAUAACAAAAGUAAUGGGACACUUAACGGAAGAUGCUCAGGAAUUAUACAAAAUAUUAUUGAAUAAAUCUGAUUCAGAGCUUAUCGUGACUAGGGUGCCUAGGAAAGAGGGAAAUAUUAUAAUAUCUGAAUGCCUUUAUACACCCUGUAUUGAAAAACAAUUUGAAGGUAUAGAACCAUUCUUAACCGCUGUUCCUUAUAACGUACUAACCAAAGGUCAUUAUAAUAAGGUGCCCAUAAUGAUAGGUUCCAAUAUUGAAGAAGGUUUACUUUUUGCUAGUCUGGAAAAUGAUACAACAAUUCCAAAUAUAAAAUUAGAAAAAUCACUGCCAAAAGACUUAUCGAUACCUUUAGAAUCGGAACGGAAAAAAAUCGGAGAUAAGCUUAGGAAUUAUUAUAUUGGCGAUGAGGAAAUAUCUAAAAGAACUUUAGCAAAUUUAUCACGUUUCCAUGGAGAAGUAUACUUUACGUAUCCAAUCUUAGAAGAAACUGAAAUUUAUCUCAACACUAAUGAUAAGCCUGUAUACAGCUACCUCUUUAAAUAUAGCGGAUGGCGCAAUUUAAUUAAAUUAGCUAUUGGUAAGACCUUUGAAUCCAAGAAAGGGGCGACUCACGCUGAAGAUUUGUUCUACUUGUUCCGAGUGAUGGGUCUUCCUACUCUUUUUGAAGAUAAAAUGAUAAAUAGAAUGACAACUUUAUGGACAAACUUUGCCAAAUUUGGGGAUCCAACGCCAGCAGUGAGUGAGUUGGUGCCGUUACGUUGGCCCGCGGCGACACUCUCCUCUCCGGUCUCCUUCGUCAUCGAUGAGGAAUUCUCCAUCUCUCACCUCUGGUACACCGACUCUUUGAAAUACCUUCGAGACGUAUACACGAAGUAUAGACGAAAACGGGAUUAGAUCCUGCUCUCAUUAGGAACUAUUGUAAUGUAAAUCAUAAAGAAUAGUUUAAUCUAAAAACGUGGAGGUAUUUAUCAGCUCUGUUAAGGAUGACAUGAAAUAAAAAUAUUUAUACCAUU